GGAGCUGCCAAGGCUCUGGAGGUGGCUGCUGAGGCACUUGUUUUAUAAAUCUUACUUGCUCACUUAUUACAUACUCGUUUGCUUACGUAUCCAUCAUCUAAUAACUGAGAAACACUGUAACAACAGCUACAAUUUGAACAAUGGUGCGAAUACAUUGUUUUUAAGGACGUCUUCACAGUAGAAACUUCCAAGCAACUUUAUAAAUAUCUAUUGAAAGAAUGCAAAAACUUCCCAAAGAAUCUCAGUCUUAUUAUCUCCACACUAUAAGACAGGGCUUUAAUCAACAUUCUGAUGAAACGGAUCCAGAACGAAUAUCUCAGAUCAUACAUCGGGCAGUGGAAGAUUCAAGGUGGAUUGUGAAGAAGUACUCCAAAGCCCAAGAGUAAACCAUUGGAGGAAGACUGUUGUUGCAGUAUCAGAUUAGCAUGGAGAAAAUUAUUGAAGAAUUACCUCUGGAAGCUUUGCCCGGUCAGUUUUGGGGUGCAGUAAGAAUCUACACAGAGAAGCCACAUAUCAUUAACCGUAGAAUAUGUGGAACUGUCAAUUUAUGGAUCGGUAUUUCCCAUGAAGUUUUCUCAAGACAGAAUGUAGUGAAAUCCCUUGAGGACAAAGUCUUCCUUCAUAAUUUUGUUGAUGAAGUGGAUAAAUGUAAGAGAACUCCAGCUAACAUUUACCAAGAUGAAAACCUCUCAGAGUGUGACAUCAAUAUUCAUGAUGCCAUAGAUGUGGAGACACCUUCCAGCAGUACCAAUAACAUACUUGAUCAAGAUAAAGACUUUGAACCUGAACUUAAGCAGAUAGAUGUGAUUAAGGAUGUUUUGUUUAAAGAAGGAUUUAGAAGUAUACAAGAAAAGAGUGAUUUAUGGUGUAACAAAAUUGUGUCUCAGGACAAAACUAAAGAAGUUGAUGAAGAUGAUAACUGUAAAGAGCAGAGUGAAGCCCAGUUGCCCAAAACUACUUUAGUAAAAAAUAGACAGUUGAAGAUACCUUGGCAGGACCUCUUGGAUGUCAACACAUUAAGGAUUGCUGUGAUCAGGAGAAUACUACCUAAAGUACUCAAGAAAUUUACUCCUCUUUUAGAAGUUGUCCUUAUGGAUGGAAAAGAGAUGUGUGUCAGUUACUUGGCUGCCACAAGCACCAUCACACCCAGUGUUAUCCCACGUGUCAACUACUCUUUCUUCUUUACCAAGACAGGAAUUAGUCUUUCAUAUUUUACAGAUAAAGAUGGCAGUUCACUUGAAGGAGAAACCAAUAUUGUGUGGGUGCAGAAGAAUGUCCUUCCCAAGUUGAUGAAGUGGACUGGUGAGGUAGAUGAAGAUGGGACUGUGGAGAAUAAAGGAUCCCUCAGACUUGUAGAUGUUCAAGAAUAUAACCAGUUAUAUCAGAAACUGAAGAUCAAAUAUGGACAGUCGUUGGUGAAGAUAUGGCCUGAAUCAACAGACCCUCAGAAAUAUGUGUUCGAGGAUAUUGCCAUCGCCACAUAUCUGAUUUUAGUAUGGGAACAGGAAAGAAAACAGAAAGGACUAAGUACACAUCAAACCUUUGUUGACUUAGGUUGUGGCAAUGGCCUACUUGUUCACAUCCUGUCAAGUGAAGGACAUCAAGGGCUUGGCAUAGACAUAAAAAAGCGUAACAUCUGGGAUAUGUUUCCCGAACACACAAAGUUGAAGGAAGGAGUCGUUGAACCAUCUGACAAGAAUCUUUUCCCUCAGUAUGAUUGGCUAAUUGGAAACCAUUCAGAUGAGCUAACCCCUUGGCUACCUGUCAUUGCUGCCAAGUCUAGAUACACAACUCGUUUUUUUGUCAUCCCAUGUUGUGCCCAUGACUUUGACUGCAGGUACCGAAGGAAAUGUGCAGGAAGAAGCCAGUACUCAGAUUAUCUGGAAUAUAUCAAAGAAAUUGGGACUGUUUGUGGCUUUGAAGUCUGGCAAGAUAAAUUAAGGAUUCCUUCCACUAAGAGAGUGUGUUUGAUUGGACAGGAAAGAACAUACAGUGCAUCACAGUCCCAUCAAACAUUUCAGAAGAUCGAUGAGUUUAUAAGAGAGAGAACUCACACUGGUAUGAAUAAUACAGAGAAUCAAAAAAAUGUUAAUAGCUGGGAGAGUCAUGGGCAUAAAAAAAGUGAACAUGAAAAUCAUACUGAUGCCUUGUGGUCAGAAAACUUUAAAGCUCGUGCAGCUGUACAGCCUGUGCGAAACUGUACACAGUUAGAGCAUGGUGUCAGGGAAGAUCUAGUAUCGACAGUGGCAAAAAUGCUCAUGGAAAAGAAACACAUAAUUCAGGUUGAGGUAAGCAAGACUGCCUUUGUAAAUUGGGACCGUGGUGGUAGGAUGACGCUGAGUGACAUAGCUAAACGUAUGGAAUCAAACCAACUGUCGGCAUUAAAGAAAGAGUGUGGAGGACUACAAACACUGCUCAGGAACCACAAGCACAUAUUCAACAUUUUACAACGGGAAGUCAGUCUUCAAGUUCCAGUGCCAGAAUGGAAAGCGACAGUACCCAAAACUCGGAUUAAAACAAAACAUUGUUGGUUUCACAUCAACCAUGUCAAGGGAUGUCCACUGCCUUCUCAAACAUGUAUAUAUGCUCAUGGUGAUGAAGAUUUAAAAAAGUCUUAGGCAGUCCUGCUUGUAUAUAAUUUUACUACUGUUGUUUUGUAUAGUGAUAAUGUAUUAAUUAAACAAUCUUACUUGUUAACUGAA
Homarus americanus (American lobster) is the source of this 2702-nucleotide messenger RNA. Its product is annotated as probable tRNA (uracil-O(2)-)-methyltransferase. The coding region runs from base 426 to 2618 and encodes 730 amino acids. Gene Ontology annotation, molecular function: metal ion binding; tRNA (uridine) methyltransferase activity. NCBI's taxonomy places the organism in Eukaryota, Metazoa, Arthropoda, Malacostraca, Decapoda, Nephropidae. The record is from RefSeq and is a predicted model, not a curated record. Gene Ontology annotation, biological process: tRNA methylation. The transcript has 10 exons.